AUAUACAUAUAUAUGAUAGAUAUAUAGAUGACAAUGGACUCCACCACGGUUAUUUGAUCGUUUCUUGGUUAAGUUCUUAUGAUUGUUUUUUUUUUGUUCACUUUUUGUUUAAUUAAUUAAUGAUGAAAAACGCAAAGGCCAAAAAUUCAAGAACAAGCUUGGGGCGAUUUAGCGAUCAAAGUGGACUAUUUGAUCUUGUCGUUCGACCGAUGUUACAACAGGGGCAUGAAGGGGAAUUAUGCGGUUGGUUGAAAGAAAUGAGCUUGAUUCGUACGGUCUCCAACUGCCCGCAUUCGGAUUGUAAAGGACGUAGUUUAACAUGGAGCCCUGCAAGAAUUGUAGACAAAUAUAUUUGGUCUUGUCCUGAUUGCACGAGGAAACAGUCCAUAAGGGAAAAUUCUUUCUUUCUUGGAAUAAAGUGUGACCUGAAAUUGUGCCUUCAACUGAUAUUAGGAUGGUGUCAAAAAAUUCCUUGCGAAAUUACUGCUUCUUAUUUAGAUUUGAAGAAACAUGUUGUUAGAAAGGCAUACGAACGAUGUGACGAGGUUUCCGCAAUCUAUGUUAGAAAACAUCCAGAGGAUUGGUUAUUAGGUGGCGAAGGUGCAAUAUUAAUUGUGGAUGAAUUUCCUGGUGGUUAUAUGAUGGAACGUCAACCAGAUGUGAAUUCUGCCAAAAAACGUAAUAAUAAUUCACACACAAUAAUAUGCGUGGCGGAAGCAAAUACAAUACCACCUCGCAUAUGGUUACACAUGAUUGAGGCUGUACCAGAGCCACAAAAAAUUGACAAACUACAAACGGGAGUCGACAAGAGUAACAUGGUAAAAGAAGCUCUGAAGGAGAUUACAAAACACACAAUACCAGGAAGUUAUAUAGUAGCAAAUGAUCGUGCUCGUUGCUGCAGUUAUGAAUCUUUACAGAGUCUAAGGCAAUACAAAAUUAUCAGUGUCGAACAAUUACAGAAAUUCGAUCCACCUGGUAAAAGUAAACUCCUUGACAAUCUCGAAACUAUUUGGCAAAAUGCCAUCGAAGUUUGUGAGGAAGUUCAAGAAGCUACGCAUACGUCGGGCCAACAUAUCAUCGCUAGGCAUUUGUGGAGACAAAAAUUUGGUGCAUUACCUCCUACCGCGUUUCAAGAUAUGCUGAAUCACAUUGCGGAAUAUUAUCGAUUUUCUUAAGGUUAGGCACAAAUAUCGAAAUCUCUUUGACAUCAUUGCAUUAUAUAUAACUGCUGUCAUACAUAUGACAAACUAUUUUUCAAGAUACACUAUAUUUCAUUAUUUCUUUAUAAGUAUAUGAGCUUAUACUCAUACGUACAAGAUGGACAAAUGGAUCAUAAAGCGGAUUUAAAUAUUUUAGAUUGUAUACAAGUUUUACGAGAGUUGCCUUAUCAAAUAUUCAUAAAUGAUAUAUAUGCAUUCUACAAAAUUCAUUUUUAACUUGUGGAUAGCAAAAUAUAAAUGAUUAUAUCGUUAAGUCUUCCAAAUAUUACUAAGAUAUUACUCACACAUUAUAUAAAAUUAAGCACUGAUAAUAUUGUUAAUGUAUUCGAAUGUUAUGAUUAUAUAAUGAAAAGAUUGAUGAUAUGCUAAGAAAGCGAAAUAUGAGAUGGUAGAAUUUGUAACAAGUUAUAUCUAAUGUUUUUAUCUUUAUAGUAUUGGCAGAAACUAUAUAUAUUAAAAGACUGACGUUGACUCUACCAAUGUAAUAUUAAAAUAAUUUUGAGCCCAAUAUAAUAUAGCAAUAUUAGUGUAAAUAUGAAAUUAUUAUACGUACUCACAAUAUGUUUUCUAAUUGAAGAGAUAUUAAGUGUUUUAAUCUUAGGUGAAUCUCUUGUUUUUCUUAUAUCCUCAAAUAUUCAAAGACGCACAAAAUUAAAUUUAUAAUAUAACUUUUUAUAUAUUUUUACAGUGAAUUUCUCUAUUCUAAAAUUACUGAAAUUAAAUACUUUCUCUAUUCCAUUUCUUCUUAGCCCUCACUAAUUAUGUGAGAUUAUCCAAAUGUGAGUAGUAAUAAAGCAAUGUAAGAGGGUAAAUUUAUAGAAAGAAGAACUUUUAGAAUGGAGAAGUUUAAUUGUGAAUUGUUUUCAUACAUAUGUUUGUUAUAUAAUAUCAUUUAGCUUUAUUGUUGGAUAUAAUUUUGUAUCUAUAAAAGGGUCGAGCAAUGUUGCAGGACUCAUACUGUAUAAUCUGUUUACAAUUUAUCAAUUACCAUGUAAAAUUAUAAAUAAAAUUUGUAAAAAAUUAAA
This is a messenger RNA of Wasmannia auropunctata (little fire ant), 2245 nucleotides long. RefSeq lists its product as uncharacterized. The record is from RefSeq and is a predicted model, not a curated record. Lineage: Eukaryota; Metazoa; Arthropoda; Insecta; Hymenoptera; Formicidae. The coding region runs from base 120 to 1175 and encodes 351 amino acids. The transcript is spliced from 6 exons.